Molecule: messenger RNA, 816 nt
Organism: Euleptes europaea (tarantolino)
Lineage: Eukaryota; Metazoa; Chordata; Lepidosauria; Squamata; Sphaerodactylidae
Gene: KCTD2
Product: potassium channel tetramerization domain containing 2
Exons: 6
Coding region: 23-760 (245 amino acids)
Biological process (GO): protein homooligomerization; proteasome-mediated ubiquitin-dependent protein catabolic process
Cellular component (GO): Cul3-RING ubiquitin ligase complex; cytoplasm
Molecular function (GO): cullin family protein binding
Source: RefSeq, a predicted model, not a curated record
CGGGGAGAGGCCGCCGCCGAGAAUGGCGGAGCUGGCGGCCGGGGAGGGGCCGCCGCGGGGCCGCACUCCGAGCCCGCUCCCGCUGACCGGGCCGCCCAGCCCUCGCCCGGCUGGGGCUCCCGCCGGCCCGCCGCGCAGCCCGGAGCCGUCGGCGCCCGACAAAGCCGUCCCGGGAGGCUCGAAGUGGGUCCGGCUCAACGUGGGGGGCACCUACUUCGUGAGCACCCGCCAGACGCUCUGCCGCGAGCCCAAGUCUUUCCUCUGCCGGCUUUGCUGCCAGGAGGGGCCCGAACUGGGCUCCGACAAGGAUGAGACGGGAGCAUAUCUCAUUGAUAGGGAUCCCACGUAUUUCGGUCCGAUCCUGAACUACCUCCGACAUGGAAAACUCAUAAUAAAUAAGGAGCUAGCAGAAGAAGGUGUGCUGGAGGAAGCUGAAUUUUACAACAUUGCAUCUCUAGUACGACUUGUGAAGGAACGAAUACGGGACAAUGAAAGCAGAACUUCUCAAGGACCUGUCAAGCAUGUGUACAGAGUCCUGCAGUGUCAAGAGGAAGAGCUCACCCAGAUGGUGUCUACUAUGUCUGAUGGCUGGAAAUUUGAACAGCUGAUCAGUAUUGGCUCUUCCUACAACUAUGGAAACGAGGACCAAGCAGAAUUUCUCUGUGUUGUAUCCCGAGAGCUCAAUAACUCUACCAAUGGCAUUGUCAUAGAGCCUAGUGAGAAAGCAAAGAUUCUUCAGGAGCGAGGAUCCCGGAUGUAAACUGGGUAUCCGAUGCUUUAGAACUCCCAGAUGUCAAAAAGGCAAUCUAGCUGGGC